Gadus morhua (Atlantic cod) is the source of this 5463-nucleotide messenger RNA. RefSeq lists its product as uncharacterized. The coding region runs from base 254 to 5059 and encodes 1601 amino acids. Gene Ontology annotation, molecular function: protein binding; zinc ion binding. The transcript has 5 exons. The record is from RefSeq and is a predicted model, not a curated record. NCBI's taxonomy places the organism in Eukaryota, Metazoa, Chordata, Actinopteri, Gadiformes, Gadidae.
UGAAUUACAGCGCAUGAAUGCACCCAAGGCCAGAGUGUGGAUCUUGAACUGUUAGUGAACUGUGUCCGUGGGGGCGGAGCCAGCUAUUAGGGGAGGAACCAGUAAGGAGGGGAGAGGACGUCUUGUUAAGGAAAUACAACCUAAGGUUCAUUGAAACCAAAGCCACCCGACGUGGAAGCAGUAGUCUCUGUUAGGAGAAAAAUAAAUCGCAUUUUGGAAAAAAUUGUCUGAGAGACAGAAACCACGAAACGGAAUGGCCUCUGCUAACACUUCCUGGUCUGAAGAGAACUUUUCAUGUCCCAUCUGUCUGGAUGUGUUCAGCAGCCCAGUUACCACACCAUGUGGACACAACUUCUGCAGAACCUGUAUUACAAAGUUUUGGGAUGAACAAGUCCGGUACAAAUGUCCUGUUUGCAACAAGAUUUUCAACACAAGACCUGAACUACAGGUGAAUAUCCUCUUAUCAGAGCUGGCCUCUCAGUUUAGAACAUUCCUACGAGUAAAAGAGCAGCAUUGUGUGGAAACAGGAGAAGUUCCCUGUGACGUCUGUACUGGGACCAAGCUGAAGGCUGUGAAGUCCUGCCUAGUGUGUCUUAUCUCUUACUGCCAAACCCACCUGGAGCCACAUCAGAGAGUCGCAGUCCUGAAGAAACAUCGGCUGGUCGAGCCUAUGGACCGUCUGGGAGACAUGAUGUGUAAGAAACACGACCGACUUCUGGAGCUCUUCUGCCAGACUGAACAGGUGUGUGUGUGUCAGCUCUGCACAGAGACAGACCACAAGUCCCAUCCUGUUGUACCUCUAAAGGAGGAAUAUGAAGUGAAGAUGGCCCAGCUGGGGAAGAUAGAGGCUGAAGUCCAGCAGAUGAUCCAGGAGAGACUAAAUAAUAUUCAGGAGAUUAAAGACACAGUUAACCGCAGCAAAGCAGAUGCAGACAGAGCGAUAGCCGAUGGUGUGCACGUCCUCACUGCUCUGAAGCGCUCCAUUAAAAAGUACCAGGAUGACGUCAACCGAAUGGUUAAAGAGAAACUGAAAUCCACUGAGAAACAAGCUGAAGACCUCAUCAAAGAGCUGGAGCAGGAAAUAGAAGAUCUGACCAAUAGAAGCUCAGAGGUGAAGCGGCUCUCACACACUGAAGACCACCUCCACUUCCUCCAGGCCUUCAGAUCCCUGAAGGAUCCUCCACCCACCAGGGACUGGACCACGGUGGAGGUCCGUCCUCCGUCAUACGUAGGGACCUUGAGGAGAUCCGUGGAUCAGCUGGAGGAGACACUGAACAUGGAGAUUAAGAAGCUGCGUGAUGCUGAGUUGAAGAGGGUCCAGCAGUAUGAAGUAGAUGUGACUCUGGAUCCUGAUACAGCUCAUCCCCGUCUCAUCCUUUCUGAGGAUGGGAAACAAGUACAUGAUGGAGGUGUGAGGAGGGAACUCCCAGACAACCCUAAGAGAUUACCAAAAAACAUAUGUGUUCUCACGAGGCAGAGCUUCUCCUCAUGUAGAUUUUACUUUGAGGUCCGGGUUAAAGACAAGACUGCGUGGUAUAUAGGAGUGGUCAGAGAGUCCAUCGACAGAAAAGAUCUGAUCAUAGUGACCCCUGAGACGGGUUACUGGACUCUCUUCUCCUACAAGGAUAGGUUGGUAUUUAAUGAUAACCCUGAUGUCCGUCUCCCUCUGAGAGCUGAGCUCCAGAAGGUGGGGGUGUUUGUUGAUUAUGAUGAGGGUCUGGUCUCCUUCUAUGAUGUGGAAGCCAGGGUUCAUAUCUACUCUGCUACUGGCUGCAGUUUUACUGAGCCUCUCUAUCCACUCCUCUGUCCAUGGUCCUGGAGAUAUGGAGGUAACAACUCUGCUCCCCUGAUCAUCUCACCUGUCAAUCAAACAGACUGUCGUCUGUGUCUAGGAAUGGCCUCUGCUAACACUUCCGGGUCUGAAGAGAACUUUUCAUGUUGCAUCUGUCUAGAUGUGUUCAACAGCCCAGUUUCCACACCAUGUGGACACAACUUCUGCAGAACCUGUAUUACAAAGCACUGGGAUGAACAAGUCACGUUCAAAUGUCCUCUUUGCAACAUGGCUUUCAACACAAGACCUGAUUUACGGAUUAAUACCCUCUUAUCAGAGCUGGCCGCUCAGUUUCAAACAUCCAUACGAGUAAAAGAUCAGCUCUGUGUUAAACCCGGAGAAGUUCCCUGUGACGUCUGUACUGGGACCCAGCUGAAGGCCAUGAAGUCCUGCCUAGUGUGUCUUAUGUCUUUCUGCCAAGCCCACCUGGAGCCACAUCUGAGAGUCGAAGUCCUGAAGAAACAUCGGCUGGUCGAGCCUAUGGACCGUCUGGAAGAAAGGAUGUGUAAGAAACACAAUCAACCUCUGGAGCUCUUCUGCCAGACUGAACAGGUGUGUGUAUGUCAGUUCUGCACAGAGACAGACCACAAGUCCCAUCCUGUUGUACCUCUAACGGAGGAAUAUGAAGUGAAGACGGCCCAGCUGGGUAAGAUAGAGGCUGAAGUCCAGCAGAUGAUCCAGGAGAGACUAAAUAAUAUUCAGGAGAUUAAAGACACAGUUAACCGCGGCAAAGCAGAUGCAGACAGAGAGAUUGCCGAUGGUGUGCACGUCCUCGCUGCUUUGAAGCGCAGCAUUAAAAAGUGCCAGGAUGACCUCAAGCAAAUGGUUAAAGAGAAACUGAAAUCCACAGAGAAACAAGCUGAAGACCUCAUCAAAGAGCUGCAGCAGGAAAUAGAAGAUCUGACCAAUAGAAGCUCAGAGGUGAAGCAGCUCUCACACACUGAAGACCACCUCCACUUCCUCCAGACCUUCAGAUCCCUGAAGGAUCCUCCACCCACCAGGGACUGGACCACGGUGGAGGUCCGUCCUCCGUCAUACGUAGGGACCUUGAGGAGAUCCCUGGAUCAGCUGGAGGAGACACUGAACAUGGAGAUGAAGAAGCUGCGUGAUGAUGCUGAACUGAAAAGGGUCCAGCAGUAUUCAGUAGAGGUGACUCUGGAUCCUGAUACAGCUCACCCCCGUCUCAUCCUGUCUGAGGAUUGGAAACAAGUACAUGAUGGAGGUGUGUGGAAGGAACUUCCAGACAACCCUAAGAGAUUUACAAAAAAGAUACGUGUGCUCACGAGGCAGAGCUUCUCAGGGAGAUUUUACUUUGAGGUCCAGGUUAAAGACAAGACUCGAUGGUAUGUAGGAGUGGCCAGAGAGUCCAUCAACAGAAAAGAUCUGAUCAUAGCGACCCCUGAGACAGGUUACUGGACUCUUUACUUCAACAAGGAUGAGUUUGUAUUCAAUGAUGACUCUGAUGUCCGUCUCCCUCUGAGAGCUGAGCUCCAGAAGGUGGGGGUGUUUGUUGAUUAUGAUGAGGCAACUCGCGCUCCAGACAUCCACCAGCACGCAAUUUCCGGCGUGUGGGUUGAUGUUUCUGUCUGCAGCGGAAGUGCGUGUGGGUGGAUGUCUGCAGCCAGACCCCUCUCUCAUAACUUUUCAUGUUGCAUCUGUCUAGAUGUGUUCAACAGUCCAGUUUCCACACCAUGUGGACACAACUUCUGCAGAACCUGUAUUACAAAGCACUGGGAUGAACAAGUCACGUUCAAAUGUCCUCUUUGCAACAUGGCUUUCAACACAAGACCUGAUUUACGGAUUAAUACCCUCUUAUCAGAGCUGGCCGCUCAGUUUCAAACAUCCAUACGAGUAAAAGAUCAGCUCUGUGUUAAACCGGGAGAAGUUCCCUGUGACGUCUGUACUGGGACCAAGAUGAAGGCUGUGAAGUCCUGCCUAGUGUGUCUUAUCUCCUACUGCCAAACCCACCUGGAGCCACAUCAGAGAGUCGCAGUCCUGAAGAAACAUCGGCUGGUCGAGCCUAUCGACCGUCUGGAAGACAGGAUGUGUAAGAAACACGACCGACUUCUGGAGCUCUUCUGCCAGACUGAACAGGUGUGUGUGUGUCAGUCCUGCACAGAGACAGACCACAAGUCACAUCCUGUUGUACCUCUAAAGGAGGAUUAUGAAGUGAAGAUGGCCCAGCUGGGGAAGAUAGAGGCUGAAGUUCAGCAGAUGAUCCAUGAGAGACUAAAUAAUAUUCAAGAGAUUAAAGACACAGUUUACCGCAGCAAAGCAGAUGCAGACAGAGAGAUAGCCCAUGGUGUGCAGAUCCUCACUGCUCUGAAGCGCUGCAUUGAAAAGUGUCAGGAUGACCUCAACCAAAUGGUUAAAGAGAGACUGAAAUCCACUGAGAAAAAAGCUGAAGACCUCAUCAAAGAGCUGGAGCAGGAAAUAGAAGAUCUGACCAAUAGAAGCUCAGAGGUUAAGCAGCUGUCAAACACUGAAGACCACCUCCACUUCCUCCAGGCCUUCAGAUCCGUGAAGGAUCCUCCACCCACCAGGGACUUGACGACAGUGGACGUCCUUCCUCCGUCAUACGCAGGGACCUUGAGGAGAUCCCUGGAUCAGCUGGAGGAGACACUGAACAUGGAGAUGAAGAAGCUGCGUGAUGCUGAACUGGAGAGGGUCCAGCAGUAUGAAGUAGAUGUGACUCUGGAUCCUGAUACAGCUCAUCCCUGUCUCAUACUCUCUGAGGAUGGGAAACAAGUACAUGAUGGAGGUGUGAGGAAGAAACUCCCAGACAACCCCAAGAAAUUUAGACUGGGUAGAUGUGUUCACACGAGGCAGAGCUUCUCAGGGAGAUUUUACUUUGAGGUCCAGGUUAAAGACAAGACUGGAUGGGGGUUGGGAGUGGCCAGAGAGUCCAUUGACAGAAAAGAUUGGAUCAUUUUGACCCCUAAGACGGGUUACUGGACUCUUUACUUCAACAAGGAUGGUUUGGUAUUUAAUGAUGACCCUGCUGUCCGUCUCCCUCUGAGAGCUGAGCUCCAGAAGGUGGGGGUGUUUGUUGAUUAUGAUGAGGGUCUAGUCUCCUUCUAUGAUGUGGAAGCCAGGGUUCAUAUCUACUCUGCUACUGGCUGCAGCUUUACUGAGUCUAUCUAUCCAUUCCUCUGCCCAGGCAACCAUGAUUAUGGAGGUAACAACUCUGCCCCCCUGAUCAUCUUACCUGUCAAUCAAACAGAUUAGGAACUUUGUUUGAUAAUAAAAUAAUCAAACGACCAAAUCAACUAAUGUUGUUUCCUGAAUUAGAAUCUCAACCAUGUGAGAUCUGAGAGAACUGUAUUCAUAUCCUACUGCUGUCAUAAAACAAGGAGUAAUUCAUUAGGAAGUGAACCCUGACUAUUAUAAAUGAUAACCCAUUCUAAAUUAUUAGAUAACAUUAUGUUCUUCAUUGUCUGUUUUCUCCAGUCUUUUAAGGUCUACUGCUAUACAAUUGUUAGUGGUUGCAGUCAGGUAUAGCAUGGUUUCAGGAUUGACGUGUAUUUCGUAAUCAUCUGAACAUUAUUGUUAGUUUAUACUUCGGAAUCAUAAAUGACAAUAUAAUCAAAUGUAAAAAUACUUUUCUGAUGUUAUUAAAAAUGGAAAAACAG